Molecule: messenger RNA, 2150 nt
Organism: Topomyia yanbarensis
Lineage: Eukaryota; Metazoa; Arthropoda; Insecta; Diptera; Culicidae
Gene: Ufsp2
Product: probable Ufm1-specific protease 2
Exons: 5
Coding region: 133-1926 (597 amino acids)
Source: RefSeq, a predicted model, not a curated record
GCAUUUCGCAGGUAGCUGUCAAAAAUUAAGUGCGCGUUUGUUGACACGUAGCUUGUUUUCGUGGGUCCGGCAGAUUUUCAUUCAAGUGAAUAAAUUUGUUUUUCAUCAAUUUCAAUCGGUGCAACGAACACAAUGACUCCGAAGCUGAAGAUUUCGGAAUUCGUACUGCAGCGCAUUGCCAGAGUGACCUCCCAGUGCAGUGGCGAGCUGUUCGGAAUCAUGUGCCGCGGAACACUAACCGUACUUGGAUUUAUUCUGGAGGGAAAGGAAAAAUCAAGCACCCUCAACUACAGCAAGGUACUGAACAAUUUCCCCACGGAGAUUGAUCUGUGCGGAUUAAUCAAAUUCGGGCCGUGCACCGAUGCCGAAGCACACUUGAGUGAAAUACUGCAGGACGUAGACAUCACCGACAAUCCGGUGCUGCUGAAUUGUGACGCCGACGGAGAGGUGAAGGCUUCUCUCUUCAAACAUAGCCAGCUGGAGGCAAUCAGCUAUGAAGUUGUUAGCGAGGCGGAUUUAUUCCGAGACUACAUGUUUCUGAGACUGCAGUGCAGUUUGGAGCUGUUUUGUGAGCAGAAUGAAAAAUCAAUUUCGCUUAGUUUGUUCACGCUCAGGAAACGGCUUGCUUCCGGGAAUGUGGCCUUCAGUGUUGCUGGCACGGAUGUAAUACUGAAUGGGGGAAGCAGCGGAAGUCAGGUGAUAGGGUUGAGCCCUGAAGAUACGAUGGAGAGUUUGUUGGGAUUGACAGCAAAAACGGGGGAAGAUGACGGAUUUUCAGCUAAAAUUGGAAAGAAAAAAACUGGGAAUAACAUUAUUCCGACGGAGUAUCAAGUUCUGAAUAUUAACAUGUUGGUUAAAAUAUCAAAAGACGCCCAGGACGAAAAGUUGACCAGAGAAGCUUGUAACGUUACUAUCGAUAGUAAAAAUGGAUAUAAUAAAAUUAAAAUCCCGCUUCAAGUUGACGUUCUUAGCAUGCUACACAGGGAAACUAAAGUUAUUUUGUGCUACGACAUUCUGGUAGAAAGUGUGUGUCGAUCAUUGCGCUUGAUCCAGAGCAGUUUUAUUGAGCAGUUGGCAUUCUACAAAAAGGUUCAUGUAUCAAAAUGUUACCAUAUGCUUCCUGAUGGUUUGGGUCACUUUCUGACAUGUGUUUAUCCGGUUCGCGAGUUGGCUGAGACAGAAGAUGAAUUUCUUCUUGAAAAGCGGAGAUCCCUGCAUGAACAGUUCGGGUUACGAACGAACCGACCCUUUUUCCGAAAGGCCAACGGCUUCCGAUUCAGACAAGAUGGCAGUAAACUUUUAUUCAAUCCACACGUUGGAGUUAAAAGGCAGUUAACGGAUGGACGGUUAUCGUUGGUACAGGGGCGAUACAGUUACCACCACUACAUGCAGGAUGGUUUUAAUGACGAUGGGUGGGGCUGUGCCUAUCGUUCUUUGCAAACGCUCAUUUCAUGGUUCAUCUAUCAGGGCUACGCUGAUGUUCGAAUCCCGACGCACAAUGACAUUCAGAAGUAUCUGGUGCAAGUAGGUGACAAACCAUCCAGUUUUGUCGGAUCCCGGCAAUGGAUUGGUUCCACCGAGGUGUCGAUGUGUUUGAAUGAAUUUGUCAAAGUGGACUCGAAAAUAAUGCACGUGAGUUCCGGAGAGGAAAUGGCAACCAAAGGCUCCGAACUGGUGUACCAUUUUGAUACGCAGGGCACACCGAUUAUGAUUGGUGGUGGUGUAUUGGCGCACACAAUUCUCGGGGUGGAUUACGAUAGGAAUAACGGAAAUUUGAAGUUUUUAAUAUUGGACCCCCACUAUACGGGGCUGGAUGAGAUAGGGACGGUGUUGGCGAAAGGCUGGUGUGGUUGGAAGGGUGUGGAGUUCUGGGAUAAGAAAGCGUAUUAUAAUCUGUGCAUGCCACAGAGACCUCCAGUGUUUUAGAUAACAAUCAGUGUUGUUCUUAAAGUAAAUAAAUUUGUUUUCCAUAAACAAACAUGAUUGUAAAUAUCACAGCUUGUGUGAUGUCAUGUAAAGAAAUGACCCCAGAAUAAAGCGUAUUCUAACCAAGUAACGUAUUCAUGAAUGUACUGUAUAAAUACGCACCUAAUUGUGUAGCUCUAAACAUUGCGCACUUUCUUAUUAUCAAUACUAUAAAUAAUCAGACA